Morchella sextelata is the source of this 882-nucleotide messenger RNA. RefSeq lists its product as uncharacterized. The record is from RefSeq and is a predicted model, not a curated record. The transcript has 2 exons. Lineage: Eukaryota; Fungi; Ascomycota; Pezizomycetes; Pezizales; Morchellaceae. Bases 1 to 882 code for a protein of 293 amino acids. Gene Ontology annotation, molecular function: zinc ion binding.
AUGGUCGCCAGCCUCGUCAACGACCUGCUCGUCCUCUGCCCCAACGCCGAGCUCGGCUGCCCGACCACCUGCGCGCGCUACCUCCUCGCCGGUCACCUCCGCGACGCAUGCGGCUUCGUCGAGGUCAAGUGUAGCGGCUGCGACGACCUUGUGCUGAGGAAAGAUGCGGCCGAGGAGGACUGUAUGCACCAGGUGCUCGAGUGCGCGUACUGCUUUGAGAGCUUCAGGAGGAUCGAUAUGGAGGCGCACGAAUCCCACUGCCCCCAGAUCCUCGCCGAAUGCCCCUACUGCACCACCGACCAGACGCGCGCCACCAUCACCGCGCACACCGCCGCCUGCCCCGCCGCGCCCACAGCCUGCGGCGCCAGCACCAUCGGCUGCCCGUGGGCCGGCGCGCGGCGCGACCUGCCCGCCCACGCCUCCAUCUGCGCGUUCACGCUCCUCCGGCCCGUGCUCGCCGCGCACACGGCGCGCCUCGAGACGCUGGAGCUCGAGAACCGCGCGCUGCGCAAGAAGAUCGAUAUCCUGCUGCCGCCGGGGCGCGACGACGACGGGCCCGUCUACGACGACCAGACGAUCCAGCUGCUGACGGAGCAGGAGCAUCUGCGCGGCGAUGUGGAGCGCCUGAGUGCGAGCUUGGGCGAGAUGGAGAUUAAGCAGAGUAUGUUGCUGAUGAACGAGACGCUGAGGACGAAGGAGGAGAUGGCGGGGAUGCGCGCGGCGAUUAAUGGGAUGAGGAUGCAGAUCCAUUGGUUGUUGACGGCGAGGCUGCAGAGGGCGGGGCCGGGGCCGGGGCCGGGGGAGAGGGCGGAGGGGGCUGGGAGUGUGAGGAGGGUGCCGGAGGGGGCGGCGGGGGCGCAGGGGGAUAGGGUGAAGCUUUAG